CCACAGUUUACUUUACUCUUUCACCAAAAGACACACAGUCUCCGCAACUGCUCACUCGGAUUUGUGAUUGCCUCCUCCUCUCCUCUCCUUUGCUGUUCCCUCCUCCUCCGUACUACUACUGCUACUGUCACACCAGCUGUCCCCGCCGCCACGAGCAAGGCUUAGUAAUUAAGUUGCUCAGAAUCGACUUGAAAUCGAAUCGGAAGAUAAAAUCAUCAUCAUCAUCAUCAUUGUCAUCGAUCCAAGAUCUAUCUAUCUUAUCUAGCCGAGAAAAGAAGAGAAGAAAGUCAAUCAAAUUCAUAUUUCAAAGCAUGGCCAACAUAGACAUAGAAGGAAUACUCAAGGAGCUCCCCAACGACGGCCGCAUCCCCAAGACCAAGAUCGUUUGCACCCUGGGCCCUUCUUCCCGCUCCGUCCCAAUGGUCGAGAAGCUUCUAAGGGCUGGCAUGAACGUAGCCCGCUUCAACUUCUCUCACGGCACCCACGACUACCACCAGGAGACCCUCGACAAUCUCCGCACUGCCAUGCACAACACUCAGAUCCUCUGCGCCGUCAUGCUCGAUACAAAGGGACCUGAGAUUCGGACUGGAUUCCUCAAGGGUGGAAAACCCAUACAACUUAAGGAAGGGCAGGAAAUUACUAUUACUACUGAUUACAGCAUCAAGGGGGAUGAAGAGAUGAUUUCCAUGAGCUACAAGAAGCUGGCUGUGGAUUUGAAGCCGAGAAAUACCAUUUUAUGUGCAGACGGCACCAUUACUCUCACUGUAUUAUCUUGUAAUCCAGCAGCUGGUACAGUUAGGUGCUGCUGUGAGAACACUGCAAUGCUGGGUGAAAGAAAAAAUGUCAAUCUUCCUGGUAUUGUGGUGGAUCUUCCCACACUGACGGAGAAGGAUAAGGAAGAUAUUCUGGAAUGGGGCGUGCCCAACAAGAUUGAUAUGAUUGCUCUUUCAUUUGUACGCAAGGGAUCAGAUCUUGUUAAUGUCCGUAAAGUUCUUGGACCUCAUGCCAAGAACAUACAAUUGAUGUCAAAGGUUGAGAACCAGGAGGGAGUUAUCAACUUUGAUGAGAUAUUGCGAGAGACAGAUUCAUUCAUGGUUGCCCGUGGUGAUCUUGGAAUGGAAAUCCCAGUUGAGAAAAUUUUUCUGGCACAAAAGAUGAUGAUAUAUAAGUGUAAUCUUGUGGGCAAGCCCGUGGUCACUGCCACUCAGAUGCUUGAAUCCAUGAUCAAGUCUCCACGGCCAACCCGUGCUGAAGCCACCGAUGUAGCUAAUGCUGUCCUUGAUGGCACUGAUUGUGUCAUGCUUAGUGGUGAGAGUGCAGCUGGGUCCUAUCCAGAACUCGCCGUGAAAAUCAUGGCUCGUAUAUGUAUUGAGGCUGAAUCUUCCCUUGAUUACAGGGCAAUCUUUAAGGAGAUGAUAAAGUCGACGCCCCUUCCAAUGAGCCCUUUGGAGAGUCUUGCAUCCUCUGCUGUCAGAACAGCCAAUAAGGCCAGAGCCAAACUCAUUGUUGUGUUGACACGAGGUGGGAGCACAGCCAAAUUGGUGGCGAAGUACCGGCCAGCUGUUCCUAUCCUGUCAGUGGUGGUUCCAGUUCUGACCACAGACUCCUUUGAUUGGACCUGCAGUGAUGAGAGUCCGGCAAGACAUAGCCUGAUCUACAGGGGGUUGAUUCCUCUAUUGGCUGAAGGGUCUGCCAAAGCUACCGAUGCAGAAUCCACAGAGGUGAUCCUGGAAGCUGCUCUGAAGUCAGCAACAGAGAGGGGAUUGUGCACGCCUGGGGAUGCUGUGGUGGCACUUCAUCGCAUUGGAGUCGCCUCUGUUAUUAAGAUCUGUGUGGUAAAAUAAAACUGAGGUUUGCAGAGUACCAACAUUUGCACGGUAAAGCAAUGUAGCUGAGAUGGACUAAAUGGGUUUUGGUUUCUAGCCCCUUAUUAUGUUUUAGCGAUCACAGCAGUGAAAAGUGUAGUAGUUACCUUUCUUUUCUGAAGCUAUGUGAGAGGGCAUGGUACCUCUAGAUUUUUAUUGCUUUAUGCUGCACAAGCUAUGAGCUAUUAUGGGAGUAUGCUUGAUUU
This is a messenger RNA of Pyrus x bretschneideri (Chinese white pear), 2071 nucleotides long. RefSeq names its product pyruvate kinase, cytosolic isozyme-like. Gene Ontology annotation, biological process: glycolytic process. Gene Ontology annotation, molecular function: pyruvate kinase activity; potassium ion binding; magnesium ion binding. The transcript is spliced from 4 exons. NCBI's taxonomy places the organism in Eukaryota, Viridiplantae, Streptophyta, Magnoliopsida, Rosales, Rosaceae. The record is from RefSeq and is a predicted model, not a curated record. Gene Ontology annotation, cellular component: cytoplasm. The coding region runs from base 312 to 1844 and encodes 510 amino acids.